Lipotes vexillifer (Yangtze River dolphin) is the source of this 17052-nucleotide messenger RNA. RefSeq names its product AHNAK nucleoprotein (gene AHNAK). Gene Ontology annotation, molecular function: protein binding. The record is from RefSeq and is a predicted model, not a curated record. Gene Ontology annotation, cellular component: costamere; nucleus; cytoplasm. Gene Ontology annotation, biological process: regulation of RNA splicing. The coding region runs from base 1 to 17052 and encodes 5683 amino acids. Lineage: Eukaryota; Metazoa; Chordata; Mammalia; Artiodactyla; Lipotidae. The transcript is spliced from 3 exons.
AUGGAGAAGGAGGAAGAGACGACCCGGGAGCUGCUGCUGCCCAACUGGCAGGGCAGCGGCUCCCACGGACUGACCAUCACCCAGAGGGACGACGGCGUCUUUGUGCAGGAGGUGAUGCAGAACUCCCCUGCGGCCCGCACUGGGGUGGUCAAGGAGGGGGACCAGAUUGUAGGUGCCACCAUCUACUUUGACAACCUGCAGUCGGGAGAGGUGACCCAGCUGCUGAACACCAUGGGGCACCACACCGUGGGCCUGAAGCUGCAUCGCAAGGGGGACCGUUCCCCUGAGCCUGGCCAGACCUGGACCCACGAAGUCUUCAGCUCCCACAGCUCUGAGGUGGUUCUGAGCGGGGAUGACGAGGAGUACCAGCGCAUCUACACCACGAAGAUCAGGCCUCGGCUGAGGUCAGAGGAUGGAGUGGAAGGCGAGCCUGGGGAGACCCAGAGCCGCACCAUCACGGUGACUAGGAGGGUCACAGCCUACACCGUGGAUGUGACAAGCCGCGAAGGAGCCAAGGACAUCGACAUCAGCGGCCCUGAGUUCAAGAUCAAGAUUCCACGGCACGAACUGACUGAAAUCCCCACUGGGGAUGUGGAGACCCAGCCUGGGAAGACAGUGAUCAGACUGCCCUCGGGCUCGGGGGCACUGUCCCCCACCACAGGCUCCACUGUGGACAUCCAAGCAGGGUCCAUUUCCACUUCAGGACCAGAGCUCCAAGGUGCUGGCCACUCGAAGGUCCAGGUCACUGGGCCUGGGAUAAAGGUGGGAAGCCCGGGUGUUAGUGUCAGUGCCAAAGGCUUGGACUUUGGUAGCAAAGGAGGGGUCCAAGUUCCAGGGGUGGACGUUUUGUCUUCUCUUGGGGGUGGGGCAGCAGAGUGGCAGGGCCCAGCUCUUGAGAGUGGCAAUGAUGGGAAAAUUAAAUUUCCCUCCAUGAAGCUGCCAAAAUUUGGUGUCUCAACAGGGCUUGAGGGUCAGGCCCCAGAGGCAGGGUUGAGUGUUUCUACCCCUGAAUUCUCUGUGGGGCACAAAGGUGGCAAGCCAGGCUUGACCAUUGGCAAGAACAUCCAGACCCCUCAGCUAGAAGUCAGUGGUCCCUCUGCCAGUAUUAAGGGGCUUGAGGGAAAGCUGAAGGGCCCCCAAAUCACUGGGCCAUCCAUUGAGGGUGACCUGGACCUGAAAGGUACCAAGCCACAGGGGAGUUCAAGGGUGGACAUCUCUGUGCCCCAAAUCGAGGGCAGCAUCACUGGCUCCAGGGUGGAAGUUCAGACUCCUAACAUUGAUAUUCAUGGGCCAGGGGGCAAACUGAAUAUGCCCAAGGUGAAGGCCCCCAAAUUCUCUGUAUCAGGUUCUAAGGGAGAGGGAGCUGGCAUUGAUGUGACACUUCCUGGGGUCUCUGGGGAUGUUGGCCUGCCUGAGGUUGCUUCUGGGGGACUGGAAGGGAAGAUGAAAGGUCCUAAAAUCAAGACUCCUGAAAUGAUUGUUCAGACACCUAAAAUCUCCAUGCAGGAUGUGGAUCUGAGCCUCAGGUCCCCUAAACUGAAAGGAGACAUUAGGGUUUCUGCUCCUGGGGUUCAAGGUGAUGUUAAAGGCCCUCAAGUGGCAGUUAAAGGCGCCAAAGUGGACAUAGAGACACCCAGCCUAGAGGGGACUGUGACUGGCCCCAAGUUUAGUGGUCCUUCUGGGAAAGAAGGAACCAGCAGGAUCUCUAUGGCAGACAUAGACUCAAAUGUGGCCGCACUAAAGGUGAAAGGGGGUGUGGAUGUCAUGCUUCCAAAAGUAGAGGGGAAAGUCAGUGUCCCCGAAGUUGAUGUCAGAGGCCCCAAAGUGGAUGUCAGUGCCCCAGAUGUGGACAUUCAUGGUCCGGACUGGAACCUGAAAAUGCCCAAGAUGAAAAUGCCCAAGUUCAGCACUCCAGGAGUUAAAGGGGAAGGGCCAGAUGUAGAUGUGAAUCUCCCCAAAGGUGAUGUCAGUAUUUCAGGGCCCAAGGUCAGUGUGGAAGCCCCAAAUGUCAACAUAGGGGGCCUGGUGGGCAACCUUAAAGGCCCUGAUGUUCAGCUGCCUGAAGUGAGUGUCAAGACACCAAAGAUCACCAUGCCUGAUGUGGAUUUGCAUGUGAAAGGCCCAAAGGUAAAAGGAGAGUAUGAUGUAACAGCAACAAAACUUGAAGGAGAGCUGAGAGGCCCCAAAGUGGACAUUGCUGCCCCUAAUGUGGACGUUCAUGGCCCAGACUGGCACCUGAAGAUGCCCAAGAUGAAAAUGCCCAAAUUCACUGUGCCAGGGUUCAAAGCAGAGGGCCCCGAAGUGAAUGUAAACCUGCCUGAGCCUGAUGUGGACAUUUCUGGGCCCAAGGUAGAUGUCUGUGCUCCAGAUGUGAGUAUUGAGGGACCAGAGGGGAAAUUGAAAGGACCCAAGUUUAAGAUGCCUGAGAUGAAUAUCAAAGCCCCGAAGAUCUCCAUACCAGAUGUGGACUUACAUUUGAAAGGCCCUAGUGUAAAAGGAGAAUAUGAUGUCACAGUGCCGAAGGUUGAAGGUGAGAUUAAAGUUCCUGAUGUUGAACUUAAAAGUGCCAAACUGGACAUUGAUGCUCCAGAUGUGGACAUUCACGGCCCAGACUGGCACCUGAAGAUGCCCAAAAUGAAAAUGCCCAAGUUCAGCAUGCCCGGCCUCAAAGCAGAGGUCCCAGAAGUGGAUGUGAGCCUGCCCAAGACUGACAUUGACAUCGCUGGACCCAAGGUGGAUGUUGAACUUCCAGAUGUGAAUAUUGAAGGACCUGAAGGAAAGCUGAAGGGUCCCAAGUUUAAGAUGCCUGAGGUGAAUAUCAAGGCCCCCAAGAUCUCCAUGCCUGAUGUAGAUUUGCAUAUGAAAGGUCCCAAGGUAAAAGGGGAAUAUGAUGUUACAGUGCCAAAGCUGGAAGGGGACCUGAAGGGGCCAAAGGUAGACGUCAGUGCCCCAGAUGUUGGAGUUCACAGUCCUGAUUGGAACCUAAAGAUGCCAAAGAUGAAAAUGCCCAGAUUCACCAGGCCCAGCCUUAAAGGAGAGGGCCCAGAAUUGGAUGUGAGCCUGCCCAAGGCUGAUGUGGACAUUUCUGCACACAAGGUAGAUAUUAGUGCUCCAGAUCUGAGCCUUGAAGGACCAGAAGGGAAGUUGAAAGGCCCUAAAUUUAAGAUGCCUGAGAUGCACUUCAAAGCUCCCAAGAUGACCCUGCCAGAUGUUGACAUGGAUUUUAAAGGACCCAAAAUGAAAGGGAAUCUAGAUAUGUCUGCACCAAAAAUAGAAGGUGAGAUGAAAGCUCCACAUGGGGACAUCAAAGGUCCCAAAGUAGAUGUUAAAGCACCAGAUGUGGAAGUUCAGGAUGCAGACUGGAGUCUGAAAAUGCCCAAGAUGAAAAUGCCUAAAUUCAGCAUGCCAAGCUUCAAAGGCGAGGGCCCAGAUGUGGACAUGAAACAGCCCAGAGCUGACAUUGAUGUCUCAGGACCCAAGGUGGAUAUUGAAGUCCCAGAUGUGAGCCUUGAGGGGCCAGAAGGAAAGCUUAAGGGUCCCAAGUUUAAGAUGCCUGAGAUGCACUUCAAGGCCCCCAAGAUCUCCAUGCCUGAUGUAGACUUACACUUGAAAGGCCCCAAAGUCAAAGGGGAUGUGGAUGUGUCUGUGCCCAAGACAGAAGGUGAAAUGAAAGUGCCAGAUGUGGACAUCAAAGGCCCCAAAGUGGAUGUUGAUGUCCCAGAUGUGGACGUUCAAGGCCCCGACUGGCAGCUGAAGAUGCCCAAGAUGAAAAUGCCCAAGUUCAGCAUGCCCGGCUUCAAAGGAGAGGGCCCUGAAGUGGACGUGAACCCGCCCAAGGCUGACAUUGAUGUCUCAGGACCCAAGGUGGACAUUGAAGCCCCAGAUGUGAGCCUGGAGGGGCCGGAAGGGAAGCUCAAGGGUCCCAAGUUUAAGAUGCCUGAGAUGCACUUCAAGGCCCCCAAGAUCUCCAUGCCUGAUGUAGACUUACACUUGAAAGGCCCGAAAGUGAAAGGGGAUGUGGAUGUGUCUGUGCCCAAGAUAGAAGGUGAAAAGAAAGUGCCUGAUGUGGACAUCAAAGGCCCCAAAGUGGAUGUUGAUGUUCCAGAUGUGGGCAUUCAAGGCCCCGACUGGCACCUGAAGAUGCCCAAGAUGAAAAUGCCCAAGUUCAGCAUGCCUGGCUUCAGAGGAGAGGGCCCUGAAGUGGAUGUGAACCUGCACAAGGCUGACAUUGAUGUCUCAGGACCCAAGGUGGACAUUGAAGCCCCAGAUGUGAACCUUGAGGGGCCAGAAGGAAAGCUUAAGGGUCCCAAGUUUAAGAUGCCUGAGAUGCACUUCAAGGCCCCCAAGAUCUCCAUGCCUGAUGUAGACUUACACUUGAAAGGCCCCAAAGUCAAAGGGGAUGUGGAUGUGUCUGUGCCCAAGAUAGAAGGUGAAAUGAAUGUGCCAGGUGUGGACAUCAAAGGCCCCAGAGUGGAUGUUGAUGUCCCAGAUGUGGAUGUUCAAGGCCCCGACUGGCAUGUGAAGAUGCCCAAGAUGAAAAUGCCCAAGUUCAGCAUGCCUGGCUUCAAAGGAGAGGGCCCUGAAGUGGAUGUGAACCUGCCUAAAGCUGACAUUGAUGUCUCUGCACCCCAAGUUGAGACUGAAGCCCCAGAUAUGAGCCUUGAAGGUCCAGAAGGGAAGCUCAAGGGUCCUAAGUUUAAGAUGCCUGAGAUGCACUUCAAGCCUCCAAAGAUCUCCAUGCCAGACAUUGAUUUAAACCUGAAGAACCCCAACUUGAAAGGUGAUGUGGAUGUUUCUCUGCCCAAAGUUGAAGGGGGUCUGAAAGGGCCAGAGGUUGACAUCAAAGGUCCCAAAGUGGACAUUGAUGUCCCCAACUUGGAUGUUCAUGGCCCAGACUGGCACCUGAAGAUGCCCAAGAUAAAAAUGCCCAAGAUCAGCAUGCCCGGCUUCAAAGGAGAGAGCCCUGAAGUGGAUGUGAACCUGCCUGAAGCUGACAUUGAUGUCUCAGGACCCAAGGUGGAUGUUGAAGUUCCAAAUGUGAAUAUUGAAGGUCCAGAUGCAAAACUAAAAGGUUCUAAAUUUAAGUUGCCAGAAAUGAAUAUAAAGCCUCAGAAGAUACCCAUGCCUGAUGUUAGUCUGCAUUUGAAAGGCCAUAAAAUGAAAGGAGAUUAUGAUGUUACGGUUCCAAAAGUAGAAGGAGAGAUUAAAGUUCCUGACAUUGACACUGAAGGUACAAAAGUAGACAUUAACGCACCAGAUUUGGGAGUUCAUGGUCCAGACUGGCACCUGAAGAUGCCCAAGAUAAAAAUGCCCAAGAUCAGCAUGCCUGGCUUCAAAGGAGAGGGCCCAGAAGUGGAUGUGAACCUGCCCAAGGCUGACGUUGAUGUCUCAGGACCCAAGGUGGACAUUGAUGUUCCAGAUGUGAAUAUUGAAGGUCCAGAGGGGAAACUAAAGGGUCCCAAGUUCAAGAUGCCAAGCAUGCAUAUACAAACACACAAAAUCUCUAUGCCUGAUGUUGGACUUAAUCUGAAAGCCCCUAAACUGAAAACUGAUGUAGAUGUUUCUCUUCCCAAAGUGGAAGGAGACUUGAAAGGUUCUGGAAUUGACAUAAAAGCCCCUAAAAUGGAUGUGGAUGUUGGUGAUAUAGAUGUUGAAUGUCCAGAAGGAAAGCUUAAGGGUCUCAAGUUUAAGAUGCCUGAGAUGCACUUCAGAGCCCCCAAGAUCUCCAUGCCUGAUGUGGACUUAAACUUGAAAGGCCCCAAAGUCAAGGGGGAUGUGGAUGUGUCUGUGCCCAAGAUAGAAGGUGAAAUGAAAGUGCCGUAUGUGGACAUCAGAGGCCCCAAAGUGGACGUUGAUGUCCCAGAUGUGGACGUUCAAGGUCCCGACUGGCACCUGAAGAUGCCCAAGGUGAAAAUGCCCAAGUUCAGCAUGCCUGGCUUCAAAGGAGAGGGCCCCGAUGUAGAUGUGAACCUACCAAAGGCUGACAUUAAUGUUUCUGGCCCCAAAGUGGACAUUGAUACUCCUGAUUUGGAUAUUGAGGGGCCAGAAGGAAAAUUAAAAGGUUCUAAAUUUAAGAUGCCUAAGUUGAAUAUCAAAGCUCCCAAGAUAUCCAUGCCAGAUGUGGACUUGAAUUUGAAGGGACCCAAACUGAAAGGAGAGAUGGAUGCUUCUGUGCCAGAACUAGAAGGUGAUCUCAAAGGUCCGCAAGUUGAUAUCAAAGGUCCUAGUGUGGAUGUGGAGGUGCCUGACGUUGAUCUGGAAUGUCCUGAUGCAAAGUUGAAAGGCCCUAAGUUUAAGAUGCCAGACAUGCACUUCAAAGCCCCCAAGAUUUCCAUGCCUGAUGUAGACUUACACUUGAAAGGCCCCAAAGUCAAAGGGGAUGUGGAUGUGUCUGUGCCAAAAUGGGAGGGAGAUUUGAAAGGUCCCUGUGUGGAUGUGGAGGUUCCUGAUGUUGAUCAGGAAUGUCCUGAUGCAAAGUUGAAAGGACCUAAGUUUAAGAUGCCUGAGAUACACUUCAAGGCCCCCAAGAUCUCCAUGCCAGAUGUGGACUUACAAGUGAAAGGCCCCAAAGUCAAAGGGGAUGUGGAUGUGUCUGUGCCCAAGAUAGAAGGUGAAAUGAAAGUGCCAGAUGUGGACAUCAAAGGCGCCGAGUUGGACGUUGAUGUCCCAGAUGUGGACGACCAGGGCCCCGACUGGCAUGUGAAGAUGCCCAAGAUGAAAAUGCCUAAAUUCAGCAUGCCUGGCUUCAAAGGCCAAGGCCCAGAUGUGGAUGUGAACCUGCCCAAGGCUGACAUUGAUGUCUCAGGACCCAAGGUGGACACUGAAACCCCAGAUGUGAGCCUGGAGGGGCCGGAAGGAAAGCUUAAGGGUCCCAAGUUUAAGAUGCCUGAGAUGCACUUCAAGGCCCCCAAGAUCUCCAUGCCUGAUGUGGACUUAAACUUGAAAGGCCCCAAAGUCAAAGGGGAUGUAGAUGUGUCGGUACCCAAGAUAGAAGGUGAAAUGAAAGUGCCCGAUGUGGACAUCAAAGGCCCCAAAGUGGACGUUGAUGUCCCAGAUGUGGAUGUUCAAGGCCCCGACUGGCACCUGAAGAUGCCCAAGAUGAAAAUGCCCAAAUUCAGCAUGCCUGGCUUCAGAGGAGAGGGCCCUGAAAUGGAUGUGAACCUGCCCAAAGCUGACAUAGAUGUCUCAGGACCCAAGGUGGACAUUGAAACCCCAGAUGUGAGCCUGGAGGGUCCAGAAGGAAAGCUUAAGGGUCCCAAGUUUAGGAUGCCUGAGAUGCACUUCAAGGCCCCCAAGAUCUCCAUGCCUGAUGUGGACUUACACUUGAAAGGCCCCAAAGUCAAAGGGGAUGUGGAUGUGUCUGUGCCCAAGAUAGAAGGUGAAAUGAAUGUGCCAGGUGUGGACAUCAAAGGCCCCAGAGUGGAUGUUGAUGUCCCAGAUGUGGAUGUUCAAGGCCCUGAGUGGCACCUGAAGAUGCCCAAGAUGAAAAUGCCCAAGUUCAGCAUGCCUGGCUUCAAAGGAGAGGGCCCAGAAGUGGAUGUGAACCUGCCUAAAGCUGACAUUGAUGUCUCAGGACCCAAGGUGGACAUUGAAGGCCCUGAUGUUAACAUUGAAGGACCUGAGGGAAAGUUGAAAGUUCCUAAGUUCAAGAUGCCAGAGAUGAACAUCAAAGCCCCCAAGAUCUCCAUGCCUGACUUUGAUUUGCACCUGAAAGGUCCUAAGGUGAAAGGAGAUGUGGAUGUUUCUCUGCCUAAGGUGGAAGGUGACCUAAAGGCCCCUGACGUUGACAUCAAAGGCCCCAAAGUGGACAUUGAUGUUCCAGAUGUGGACGUUCACGGCCCAGACUGGCACCCGAAGAUGCCCAAGAUAAAAAUGCCCAAGAUCAGCAUGCCUGGCUUCAAAGCAGAGGGCCCAGAAGUGGAUGUGAACCUGCCCAAGGCCAACAUUGAUGUGUCAGGACCCAAAGUGGACAUUGAAGGCCCUGAUGUUAACAUUGAAGGACCAGAAGAAAAGUGGAAAAGUCCAAAGUUUAAAAUGCCUGAAAUGCAUUUUAAGACUCCAAAGAUACCCAUGCCAGAUAUUGAUCUUAAUCUAACAGGUCCAAAGAUGAAAGGAGAUGUGGAUAUCACAUGCCCCAAGGUAGAGCGAGAUUUUAAAGGACCUGAAGUUGACCUCAAAGGACCCAAAGUGGACAUUGAUGUCCCUGAUGUGGAUGUUCAAGGCCCAGACUGGCACCUAAAGAUGCCUAAGAUGAAAAUGCCCAAGUUCAGCAUGCCUGGCUUCAAAGGAGAGGGCCCCGAAGUGGAUGUGAACCUGCCGAAGGCCGACAUUGAUGCGUCAGGACCCAAAGUGGACAUUGAAGGCCCUGAUGUUAGCAUUGAAGGGCCAGAAGGAAAGUUGAUGGGUCCUAAGUUCAAGAUGCCUGAGAUGAACAUCAAAGCCCCCAAGAUCUCCAUGCCCGACUUUGAUUUGCACCUGAAAGGUCCUAAGGUGAAAGGAGAUGUGGAUGUUUCUGUGCCUAAGGUGGAAGGUGACCUAAAGUCCCCUGAAAUUGACAUCAAAGGCCCCAAAGUGGACAUUGAUGUCCCUGAUGUGGAUGUUCAAGGCCCAGACUGGCACAUGAAGAUGCCUAAGAUGAAAAUGCCCAAGUUCAGCAUGCCCAGCUUCAAAGGAGAGGGCCCAGAAGUGGAUGUGAAUCUGCCCAAAGCUGACAUUGAUGUGUCAGGACCCAUGGUGGACACUGAAGGCCCUGAUGUUAAUAUUGAAGGACCAGAGGGAAAGUUGAAAGGUCCUAAGUUCAAGAUGCCAGAGAUGAAUAUCAAAGCCCCCAAGAUCUCCAUGCCUGACAUUGAUCUUAAUCUGAAAGGCCCCAAAGUGAAGGGUGAUGUGGAUGUGUCUUUACCAAAAGUGGAAGGUGAGCUUAAAGUUCCUGAAGUUGACAUCAAAGGCCCCAAAGUGGACGUUGAUGUCCCAGAUGUGGAUGUUCAAGGCCCCGACUGGCACCUGAAGAUGCCCAAGAUAAAAAUGCCCAAGAUCAGCAUGCCUGGCUUCAGAGGAGAGGGCCCAGAAGUGGAUGUGAACCUGCCCAAGGCUGCCAUAGGCAUCUCAGGACCCAAGGUGGACAUUGAUGCCCCAGAUGUGAAUAUUGAAGGUCCAGAUGCAAAACUGAAGGGUCCCAAGUUCAAGAUGCCAGAGAUGAAUAUCAAAGCUCCUAAGAUAUCAAUGCCAGAUUUGGACCUUAAUCUUAAAGACCCUAAAAUGAAAGGAGAGGUGGAUAUUUCACUUCCAAAUGUAGAAGGUGACUUGAAAGGGCCUUCUCUUGACAUCAAAGGCCCGAAGAUAGAUGUAGAUGUGCCAGAUAUUGAUAUUCAUGGCCCAGAAGGCAAAUUAAAAGGUCAAAAGCUGAAGAUGCCUGAUAUGCAUGUAAACAUGCCCAAGAUCUCCAUGCCAGAAAUUGACCUGAAUUUGAAAGGCUCAAAACUUAAGGGAGAUGUUGAUGUUUCUGGACCCAAACUGGAAGGUGACAUUAAAGUUCCCAAGUUAGAUGUAAAGGGCCAGGAAGUGGACAUUUCUGGUCCUAAGCUCAAUAUUGAAGGCAAGUCAAAGAAAUCUCGUUUUAAACUUCCCAAAUUUAAUUUUUCAGGCUCCAAAGUUCAGACACCUGAGGUAGAUGUCAAAGUCAAAAAGCCAGAUAUUGAUGUAACAGGUCCAAAAAUUGACAUUAAUGCUCCUGAUAUUGAGGUCCAAGGAAAAGUGAAAGGACCCAAGUUCAAAAUGCCUUUCCUGAGUAUUUCAUCUCCUAAAGUGUCUAUGCCUGAUGUGGAGUUAAAUCUGAAAGGUCCUAAAGUCAAAGGAGACUUAGAUGUUGCAGGUCCUAAUUUAGAAGGUGAUUUUAAAGGACCCAAAGUGGACAUUAAGGCACCAGAAGUUCAUCUUGAUGCACCUGAUGUGGAUGUUCAUGGUCCAGAAUGGAAUUUGAAAAUGCCCAAGAUGAAAAUGCCCAAGUUCAGUGUGCCCGGCUUAAAAGCAGAAGGGCCAGAUAUGGCUGUGGAUCUGCCAAAAGGAGAUAUCAACAUAGAGGGUCCCAGAAUGGACAUUGAGGGCCCAGAAAUCAAUGUGGAAGGUCUAGAGGGAGGCUUAAAAGGUUCCAAAUUCAAGAUGCCUGAUAUGAAUAUCAAAGCUCCCAAGGUCUCCAUGCCUGAUGUGGACUUACACUUGAAAGGCCCCAAAGUCAAAGGGGAUGUGGAUGUGUCUGUGCCCAAGAUAGAAGGUGAAAUGAACGUGCCAGGUGUGGACAUCAGAGGGCCCAAAGUGGACGUUGAUGUCCCAGAUGUGGAUGUUCAAGGCCCUGACUGGCACCUGAAGAUGCCCAAGGUGAAAAUGCCCAAGUUCAGCAUGCCUGGCUUCAGAGGAGAGGGCCCCGAAGUGGAUGUGGACCUGCCCAAAGCUGACAUUGGUAUUUCUGGCCCCAAAGUGGACAUUGAUGCCCCAGAUGUGAGUAUUGAAGGUCCAGAUGCGAAACUGAAGGGCCCCAAAUUCAAGAUGCCAGAGAUGAACAUCAAAGCUCCCAAAAUGUCCAUGCCUGACCUUGACUUUAACCUGAAGGGCCCCAAACUAAAGGGUGAUGUGGAUGUGUCUUUGCCAAAAGUGGGAGGUGACCUCAAGGCCCCUGAGGUGGACAUCAAGGGCCCCAAAGUGGACAUUGAAACUCCUGAUAUUAACAUUGAAGGCCCAGAGGGGAAAUUGAAGGGGCCCAAAUUCAAGAUGCCAGAGAUGCACCUGAAGGCGCCCAAGAUCUCCAUGCCUAACAUUGAUUUAAACCUGAAGGGGCCCAAGGUGAAGGGUGAUAUAGAUGUUUCCCUUCCCAAGACUGAAGGAGAUCUGAAAGGCCCUGAGAUUGACAUCGAAGGUCCCAAAGUGGACAUUGAUGUUCCAGAUGUGGAUGUUCAAGGCCCAGACUGGCACCUGAAAAUGCCCAAGAUAAAAAUGCCCAAGAUCAGCAUGCCCGGCUUCAAAGGAGAGGGCCCUGAAGUGGAUGUGAACCUCCCCAAGACCAACAUUGAUGUGUCAGGACCCAAGGUGGACAUUGAAGGCCCUGAUGUUAACAUUGAAGGACCUGAGGGAAAGUUGAAGGGUCCUAAGUUCAAGAUGCCAGAGAUGAACAUCAAAGCCCCCAAGAUCUCCAUGCCUGACUUUGAUUUGCACCUGAAAGGUCCUAAAGUGAGAGGAGAUGUGGAUGUUUCUGUGCCUAAGGUGGAAGGUGACCUAAAGGCCCCUGACGUUGACCUCAAAGGCCCCAAAGUGGAUAUUGAUGUCCCAGAUGUGGACGUGCAUGGCCCAGACUGGCACCCGAAGAUGCCCAAGAUAAAAAUGCCCAAGAUCAGCAUGCCUGGCUUCAAAGGAGAGGGCCCAGAAGUGGAUGUGAAUCUGCCCAAGGAUGACGUUGAUGUCUCAGGACCCAAGGUGGAUGUUGAUAUUCCAGAUGUGGAUAUUGAAGGUCCAGAUGUGAAACUGAAGGGCCCCAAGUUCAAGAUGCCUGAGAUGAACAUCAAAGCCCCCAAGAUCUCCAUGCCUGACUUUGAUUUGCACCUGAAAGGUCCUAAGGUGAAAGGAGAUGUGGAUGUUUCUCUGCCUAAGGUGGAAGGCGACCUAAAGGCCCCUGAAGUUGACAUCAGAGGUCCCAAAGUGGACAUUGAUGUUCCAGAUAUGGACGUACACGGCCCAGAUUGGCACCUGAAGAUGCCCAAGAUAAAAAUGCCCAAGAUCAGCAUGCCCAGCUUCAAGGGAGAAGGCCCUGAAGUGGAUGUGAACCUGCCCAAGGCUGACAUUGAUGUCUCAGGACCCAAGGUGGACAUAGACACUCCUGACAUUGAUGUUCAUGGUCCAGAAGGGAAACUGAAGGGCCCCAAGUUUAAAAUGCCUGACCUGCACCUCAAGGCACCCAAGAUCUCCAUGCCUAACAUUGACCUGAAUCUGGAGGGCCCCAACGUAAAGGGUGAUGUGGGUGUUACUCUGCCCAAAGUUGAAGGUGACCUCAAGGGCCCUGAAGUUGACGUCAGAGGUCCCAAAGUGGACAUCGAUGUCCCAGAUGUGGACGUGCACGGCCCAGACUGGCACCUGAAGAUGCCUAAGGUGAAAAUGCCCAAGAUCAACAUGCCUGGCUUCAAAGGAGAGGGCCCAGAAGUGGAUGUGAACCUGCCUAAAGCUGACAUUGGUGUCUCAGGACCCAAGGUUGACAUUGAUGUUCCAGACGUGAAUAUAGAAGGUCCAGAUGCGAAACUGAAGGGCCCCAAGUUCAAGAUGCCAGAGGUGAACAUCAGAGCUCCUAAGAUCUCCAUGCCUGGCAUUGACUUAAACCUGAAAGGACCCAAAGUAAAGGGAGAUGUGGAUGUUUCCCUGCCUAAGAUGGAAGGUGACCUCAAGGGCCCCGAAGUUGAUGUCAAGGGCCCCAAAGUGGACAUUGAUGUCCCAGAUGUGGACAUUCACGGCCCAGACUGGCACCUGAAGAUGCCUAAGGUGAAAAUGCCCAAGUUCAGCAUGCCUGGCUUCAAAGGAGAGGGCCCCAAAGUGGAUGUGAACCUGCCUAAGGCUGACAUUGACGUCUCAGGACCCAAGGUGGACGUUGAUGUUCCAGAUGUGAAUAUUGAAGGUCCAGAUGCAAAACUGAAGGGCCCUAAAUUCAAGAUGCCGGAGAUGAACAUAAAAGCCCCUAAAAUCUCCGUACCUGACCUUGACUUUAACCUGAAGGGCCCCAAAAUGAAGGGUGAUGUUGAUAUCUUUCUGCCCAAAGUUGAGGGUGAUCUCAAGUCCCCUGAGGUGGACAUCAAGAGCCCCAAACUGGACACUGACACUCCUGAUAUCAAUAUUGAAGGUCCAGAUGGAAAACUGAAGGGGCCUAAAUUUAAGAUGCCAGAGAUGAACAUUAAAGCCCCCAAGAUCUCCAUGCCUGACUUUGACUUAAGUCUGAAAGGACCAAAGGUAAGGGGGGAUGUGGACUUUUCACUGCCCAAGGUAGAAGGCGAUCUGAAAGGGCCAGAGGUGAACAUUGAAGGUCCUGAAGGGAAACUCAAAGGACCCAAAUUUAAGAUGCCUGAUGUCCAUUUUAAAACCCCACAAAUCUCUAUGAGUGACAUUGAUUUGAACUUGAAAGGACCUAAGAUAAAAGGAGAUUUGGACACUUCCAUCCCUAAACUGGAAGGAGAUCUGAAAGGCCCCAAAAUAGAUGUUAAAGGCCCUAAGCUGGACAUAGACACUCCUGAUUUUGACAUUAAUGGUCCAGAAGGGAAACUGAAGGGCCCCAAGUUUAAAAUGCCUGACCUGCAUCUCAAGGCGCCCAGGACCGGUGUGCCUGGCUUCAAAGGAGAGGGCCCUGAAGUGGAUGUGACCCUGCCCAAGGCUGACAUUGAUGUCUCAGGACCCAAGGUGGACAUUGAUGUUCCAGAUGUGGACAUUGAAGGUCCAGAUGUGAAACUGAAGGGCCCCAAGUUCAAGAUGCCAGAGGUGAACAUCAAAGCUCCUAAGAUCUCCAUGCCUGGCAUUGACUUAAACCUGAAAGGACCCAAAGUAAAGGGAGAUGUGGAUGUUUCUCUGCCUAAGGUGGAAGGUGACCUCAAGGGCCCCGAAGUUGAUGUCACGGGCCCCAAAGUGGACUUUGAUGUCCCAGAUGUGGACAUUCACGGCCCAGACUGGCACCUGAAGAUGCCUAAGGUGAAAAUGCCCAAGUUCAGCAUGCCUGGCUUCAAAGGAGAGGGCCCCGAAGUGGAUGUGAACCUGCCUAAGGCUGACAUUGACGUCUCAGGACCCAAGGUGGACGUUGAUGUUCCAGAUGUGAAUAUUGAAGGUCCAGAUGCAAAACUGAAAGGCCCCAAGUUCAAGAUGGCGGAGAUAAAUAUCAAAGCUCCCAAAAUCUCCGUGCCUGAUGUCGACCUGGAUUUGAAAGGAUCCACAGGCAAAGGAGAUUUCGAUGUGUCUGUCCCUAAGAUUGAAGGGACUUUCAAAGGCCCAAAAGUAGACCUUAAAGGUCCAGGUCUGGAUCUUGAAGGUCCUGAUGCCCAACUCAGUGGCCCACAUUUGAAGAUGCCCUCACUGGUUAUAUCUGCCCCUAAAGUAACUGCGCCUGAUACUGAUUUGCAUCUCAAGGCACCCAAAAUUGGAGUUUCCGGUCCCAAAUUAGAAGGCGGUGAACUGGACCUCAAGGGACCCAAAGUUGAUUUAGAAGCUCCAAGCUUAGAUGUACACAUGGAGAGCCCAGAUAUUAGCACUGAGGGGCCAGAUGUGAAAAUUCCCAAAUUUAAGAAACCCAAGUUUGGGUUUGGGGCAAAAAGCCCCAAAGCUGACUUCAAAUCACCUUCGCUUGAUGUGACAGUUCCUGAGGCAGAGCUGAAUGUUGAGGCUCCUGAAAUUAGUGUUGGUGGCAAGGGCAAGAAAAGUAAGUUUAAAAUGCCUAAAAUUCACAUGAGUGGUCCUAAAAUUAAGGCCAAAAAACAAGGAUUUGACCUGAAUGCUCCUGGAGGUGAGAUUGAUGCCAGCCUCAAGUCUCCCGAUGUAGAUGUCAACGUUGCAGGGCCAGAUGCCUCACUUAAAGUCGACGUGAAAUCUCCCAAGACCAAGAAACCUAUGUUUGGAAAAAUGUACUUUCCAGAUGUAGAAUUUGACAUUAAGUCACCUAAAAUUAAAGCUGAACUUUCCCUCCCUGGCCCCAAAAUGGGGGGUGAAAUCCAGGCACCUGAUCGGGAUAUUUCCUCACCAGAGAUUAAUGUGGAAGGUCCUGACAUCAAACUGAAGGCUCCCAAGUUCAAGGUGCCAGGUGUGGAUGUCUCAGGGCCAAAAAUAGAGGGAGACUUGAAAGGCCCCAGGGUGCAGGCAAACUUGGAUGCAUCUGACAUCAACAUUGAAGGCCCAGAUGCUAAAGUCAAAGCACCGUCAUUCAGCAUUGCUGCCCCUCAAGUCUCCAUCCCUGAUGUGAAUGUUAACUUGAAAGGACCAAAGAUAAAGGGUGAUGUCCCCAGUGUGGGACUGGAAGGACCAGAUGUAGAUCUGCAAGGUCCAGAAUCGAAAAUUAAGUUCCCCAAGUUUUCGAUGCCCAAGAUCAGCGUCCCUGGUGUGAAGAUGGAGGGUGGGGGAGCUGAGGUCCAGCUGCCCUCUCUAGAAGGAGGCUUGAGCGCACCAGAUGUUAAGCUUGAAGGGCCCGAUGUGUCUCUGAAAGGGCCAAAAAUAGACUUGCCUUCAGUGAACCUCUCUGCGCCAAAAGUCUCUGGACCUGACCUUGACCUGAACUUGAAAGGACCAAGUUUGAAGGGAGGCUUGGAUGUAUCUGUUCCCAGCAUGAAGGUGCAUGCUCCUGGGCUUGACCUCAGAGGUGUCAGUGGAAAGGUGAAGGUGGAAGGUGAUGGUGUGAAAGUGCCUGGAAUUGAUGACACAGCAAUGCUUGAUGUCGGUGCGCCAGAUGUGACCCUGAAGGGACCAAGCCUGCAGGUAGACCUGGCUGUCUCUGGUGACAUCAAGUGUCCUGAAUUAUCAGUAGGUGCUCCUGAUCUAAGCUUGGAGGCACCUGAAGGUGGUAUCAAACUUCCGAAGAUGAAGCUGCCCCAGUUUGGCAUCUGUGCUCCAGGGUCUGACUUGGACAUCGGCGUCAAGGGGCCACAAGUUGCUGGAGAGCUAAAGGGGCCCGGCAUAGAUUUGAACCUCAGAGGCCUGAACCUGAAAGGGCCUCAGAUCUCUGGCCCUCAAAUCUCAGCACCAGAUGUGGACUUGAACUUGGAAGGACCAAAAGCAAAAGGCAGCCUCGGGGCCAGUGGUGAGAUGAAAGGCCCCACGGUUGGAGGAGGUCUUCCGGGCAUCAGUGUUCAAGGCCUAGAAGGAAACCUCCAAAUGCCUGGAAUUAAGUCAUCCAUAUGUGAGGUGGAGCUGCCAGGUGUGAAUGUGAAACUCCCAACCGGGCAUAUUUCUGGUCCUGAAAUCAAAGGUGAUCUGAAAGGUUCAGGAAUAGGUUUCCACGGGGCCUUUCCUGACAUUGGCAUGAAAGGGCCUUCCUUUAACCUGGCAUCUCCUGAGUCAGAUUUUGGUGUCAGCUUGAAAGGCCCGAAAAUCAAAGGAGGCGUGGAUGUUUCAGGGGGUGUCAGUGCCCCAGAUAUCAGCCUGGAUGAGGGGCAUGUGAGCGUCAAAAGUUCCGGGGGGGAGUGGAAAGGACCCCAGGUCUCCUCUGCUCUCAACCUGGAUGCACCUAAGUUUGCUGGAGGACUUCAUUUCUCAGGACCAAAGGUAGAAGGAGGUGUCAAAGGAGGCCAGAUUGGACUUCAGGGUCCUGGGCUGAGCGUGUCUGGGCCUCAAGGUCACUUGGAAAGCGGAUCUGGAAAAGUAACAUUCCCCAAGAUGAAGAUCCCCAAGUUCACCUUCUCUGGCCAUGAGCUGGUUGGCAGAGAAGUAGGGGUGGAUAUUAACUUCCCUAAAGCGGAGGCCAGUGUCCAGUCUGGUGCCGGAGAGGGCGAGUGGGAAGAGUCUGAUGUAAAACUUAAAAAGUCCAAAAUCAAAAUGCCCAAGUUCAACUUUUCCAAACCUAAAGGGAAAGCUGGUGUCACCGGCUCACCGGAAGCCUCCAUUUCAGGGUCCAAAGGUGACUUGAAGAGCUCCAAGGCCAGCCUAGGCUCUCUGGAAGGAGAGGCAGAAGUCGAAACAUCAUCGCCCAAAGGCAAAUUCUCCUUAUUCAAAAGUAAGAAGCCACAGCACCGCUCAAAUUCCUUCAGUGAAGAAAGGGAGCAUUCUAUCCCUCCGGGAACUUUGGAGUUCGAAGGUGGGGAAGUGUCGCUGGAAGGCGGGAAAGUCAAAGGGAAACAUGGGAAGCUGAAAUUUGGUACCUUUGGUGGAUUGGGGUCAAAGAGCAAAGGUCAUUAUGAGGUGACUGGGAGUGAUGAUGAGGCAGGCAAGUUACAGGGGAGCGGAGUGUCCUUGGCCUCUAAGAAGUCCCGACUGACAUCUUCUAGCAGUGACAGUGGGACUAAAGUUGGCAUCCAGCUUCCCGAGGUGGAGCUGGCAGUUUCCACAAAGAAAGAGUAG